CAUUUAACAAUUUUGACGCCAGCUGGCUUCCUUCUCGAUAUAAUAAUAAUAAGUUUAAUAAAACUGCGUUUGUGAAACAAUAAAAAUUUAUGUGCAUUAGAUCUUAAUUAUGUGGGUGAUAAUUUUCGUAGCAAAGUGAUUGUGUUGCGACAUGAAAGCGAAAAUGAGUUUCUUUGCGGACACUACAUUGUCGUUUCUCGCACUCGCUAACUGGUCUGUGGACGAGGGGUGCAUGCUCUGGAAUACUUCACAAAGUGUAAUAAUAACGCCAGUUUACAAUGGAAUACCUCAAACUUUGAUACUCAAUUUGAUAUCAUGGGCUUUCUUGAUACUCUUGUUUUGUGUUCUUCGACGGACGGCAUGGAAUUAUGAGAGAAUGGCCUUGGUACAACGAUCGAAGAGCAGAUGGACGAAUUUGUUCUAUCGUAGCGGAGAUAACGAAGAACUCGUCAACCGGACGCGGAGCGCAGAAGAACCGCCCAACAUCGACGAAGGAUUUUUCACUUGGUUGCCUGCCGUAUUCAGGCUUUCGCGGGAGCAGAUUCUUGUCAAAUGUGGCCCUGAUGCAGUACACUACUUGUCUUUCCAAAGGAAGACUGGGAAGCGCAUUAUGGUACCGCCAAAAUGGUGUGGGCCCGAAGUGGACGCCUUGGAAUUUUACACCAACGAACAGAAGAGACUGAAGGAUGAAGCUAAAAGAAUACGGGCAAUUGUACUCAACGAUCCUCUAGGUAUUGCUUUUUUAACUUUACCAUCUUACCAACUUCCCGAACAUGUCAUUAAUAGCUUUAGUUUGCAUCGUGGCUGGGUUCUGACCCACGCCACAAACCCGGCAGACAUCAUCUGGGAGAAUCUUAACGUUCAGCCAGGUGUAUGGUACAUAAAGGCAUUCUUUGUAAAUUUCUUUCUGUUCAUUGUCUUAUUCUUCCUUACAACUCCAGCCGUUAUUGUGAAUCUCUUUAAUACUUUGGUUGCGAAGCCUGAACAUAUGACUAAAGUGAGUACUGUCAUAUUUGAUUUUCUUCCAACUUGCUGCUGUGGACAAUGGCAGCUGUGAUGCCGGCCAUCGUGGCUUUCUCUGACAAAUUCCUUUCACAUUGGACCAAGUCACAUCAAAACUAUUCAAUAAUGACAAAAACCGUCUCAUUCCUUCUGUUGUAACUCUGAUUUUACCAUCGCUAGGACUAGCCAGUGCCGAUUCAUUCGUACGAUGGACUUGGCAUCACGAAAAU
This is a messenger RNA of Amyelois transitella, 1232 nucleotides long. Its product is annotated as calcium permeable stress-gated cation channel 1-like. Bases 152 to 1057 code for a protein of 301 amino acids. The transcript has 2 exons. The record is from RefSeq and is a predicted model, not a curated record. Gene Ontology annotation, molecular function: calcium-activated cation channel activity. Lineage: Eukaryota; Metazoa; Arthropoda; Insecta; Lepidoptera; Pyralidae. Gene Ontology annotation, cellular component: plasma membrane.